Molecule: messenger RNA, 2095 nt
Organism: Malania oleifera
Lineage: Eukaryota; Viridiplantae; Streptophyta; Magnoliopsida; Santalales; Ximeniaceae
Product: aspartyl protease family protein 1
Exons: 10
Coding region: 305-1873 (522 amino acids)
Biological process (GO): proteolysis
Molecular function (GO): aspartic-type endopeptidase activity
Source: RefSeq, a predicted model, not a curated record
AACUGUGUCAACUGCAUACACAGUGGAGCCACUCUUCCUUUCAGCUUUCACAUCCCCAAAUCCAAACCACGUUUCCCCCCACUCCCCGCUCUUACACUGUAAAGAACGCCUCACACUCCAGCCUUGAAGACAUCACCUCUCUCUCUCUAUCUCUCUCUCUCUCUCUCACUCUCAUAUAGAAAACCUAACCCUAGCUUUGCGAUCGAGGAACAACUUCUUCACCUUCCGAGAUCAGUUGGGUUUCAAUUUUCACUCUCUUCCGAUGCAGAUCUUUCCCGCAUUUCGAUUUAGAUUGUCCUAGCAAAUGGCUUCUUCUUGUGGCCCCUUCUACAUCUUCAUCUUGCUCUUGCUUUGGGGUUUCCAGACCUGCCAUGCUCGAAUCUUUAGCUUCCAAAUGCACCACAGGUUUUCCGACCCCGUCAAGAAGUGGUCUCAGAAAGCUGGCAAAGGUUUUCCGGCCGGGGACUGGCCGGAGAAGGGGACUGUCGAGUACUACGCGGUAUUAGCCCACCGUGACAAGAUUCUCCGUGGCCGCGGUCUCUCGGACGUUGAUUCACCGAUCACCUUUUCCGAAGGCAAUUCGACUUUCCGGAUCAGCGCCUUGGGAUUUCUGCAUUACACGACGGUGUCGUUGGGGACGCCCGGUGUUAAGUUUUUGGUUGCGCUGGACACAGGGAGCGACCUGUUUUGGGUUCCCUGCGAUUGCAGCAGAUGUGCGCCUACUGAAGGCACAACUUAUGGUUCUGAUUUUCAGCUUGGCAUUUACAAUCCUACAGGAUCGACAACAAGCAAAAAAGUGACUUGUGAUAACAGUUUGUGUGCACACCGGAACAGAUGUCUUGGAACAUUUGGCAGCUGCCCUUAUGUGGUCUCAUAUGUCUCCGCUGAAACAUCAACUUCUGGAAUAUUGGUAGAGGAUGUUCUGCACUUAAUAACUGAAGAUAAUCAUCCUGAGUAUGUUGAGGCACACAUCACAUUUGGAUGUGGGCAGGUUCAAACUGGUUCAUUUCUAGAUGCUGCAGCUCCCAAUGGUUUAUUUGGGCUUGGCAUGGAGAAGAUAUCAGUCCCUAGCAUUUUGUCUAGGGAUGGUUACACAGCAGAUUCUUUCUCCAUGUGUUUUGGACGUGAUGGAGUUGGCCGGAUUAGUUUUGGAGACAAGGGUAGUCCUGACCAGGAGGAAACCCCAUUUAAUCUAAACACAUUGCACCCAUCAUACAAUAUUACUGUUACACAAAUCCGUGUGGGAACUACACUUAUUGACUUGGAUUUCACUGCUCUUUUUGAUUCUGGGACGUCCUUUACAUACUUGGUUGAUCCACUCUAUGCAAGGUUUUCAGAGAGUUUUCAUUCACAGGCACAGGAUAGGCGGCGUGCUCCCGAUCCAAGGAUCCCUUUUGAAUAUUGUUAUGAUAUGAGUCCAGAUGCAAAUACUAGUUUGAUACCUAGCUUGAGUUUCACCAUGAAAGGUGGAAGCCAGUUUCUUGUCUUUGACCCAAUAAUUGUCGUAUCCAGUCAGCAGGGUGACGUCGCAUAUUGCCUGGCUGUUGUCAAGAGUGCAGAACUGAAUAUUAUUGGGCAGAACUUUAUGACUGGCUACCAGGUCAUAUUCGACCGAGAAAAACUUGUAUUGGGGUGGAAGACCUUCGAUUGUUACGAUGUGGAGGAACCAAAUAUUUUGUCAAUUACACCUCACAACUCUGCCUCAGUGCCUCCUGCUGUUGCUGUUGGAGUUGAUAAUCGCACCAUCCCAAAAUCCACAAAAGAGGGCGGCAAUUAUUUCCGUAAUUCAAAUGCAUCUCCGCCUCACCACUGCCACCGUUGCAAUUUAACUGACUUCUGCUUCACAUUAUUCUUAUUGCUUCUAUUAUUGUAGCAGUUCAGUUCUUAUUCUUUUUCUUAUAUACAAUAGUGGCCGUAGUUCCAGGGCAAGACAUAGUUGUGGAGUUUUGCGCAGUAUUUUUGUUGUAGGUAUGCUAUUCAUUUACAACAUUACAUCACCGUUGUAUCUCUCGCCUUCCAUCACUUGCACCGUACAUCGUUGAGAAAUUGUAUGUGGAAUUCUUAUUUGUAAAGAAGUAUAUCUGCACAUUUUUUU